GCCCCGCGACGCGGGCGCUUCCGGGGACGUGUCUGAGGGCGAUGGCGGGCGCGGCGCCGGCCGGGGAGGCGGACGAGCUCUUCGACCUCCGCAACAACUUCUACAUCGGCGCCUACCAGGCCGCCAUCAACGAGGCGCAGCGGGCCAAGCCCAGCAGCCCCCAGAAGGAGGCCGAGCGGGACGUGUUCCUGUUCCGAGCCUACAUCGCCCAGAGGAAGUUUGGGGUGGUUCUGGACGAGCUGCAGGGCAGCCCCAGCCCCGAGCUGCAGGCUGUCAGGAUGUUUGCUCAGUUCCUGGCCAGCGACAGCCAGAGGUGAGGGUGCCCUGGGCCUUUUGGGGUGCCACAAUUCCUGCACUGCCAGGAGCUUUGGGGUGCAGGGGCUUUUAAUAUCCAGGGAUCCCUUCCAGACCACCCCAGGUGUCCCUGAGCCCUGUGCAGAUGUUCCUGGGCUGGGAAUCCAGCUGUGUCCCUGUUCUCCUGUCCCUGCAGCUUGGCCAUGAUGAUCCAGAUCCUGCUGAAGCUCGACAGACUCGACCUGGCCAGGAAGGAGCUGAAGAAAAUGCAGGAGCAGGAUGAGGAUGCCACCCUGACCCAGCUGGCCACAGCCUGGGUGAACCUGGCCUCGGGUGGGGAGAAGCUGCAGGAUGCCUUCUACACCUUCCAGGAGCUGGCAGACAGGUACUGCCCCUCGCUGCUGCUGCUCAACGGCCAGGCUGCUGCUGCCAUGGCCCAGGGCCGCUGGGACGAGGCCGAGGGGCUGCUCCAGGAGGCUCUGGACAAGGACAGCGGGCACCCCGAGACCCUGCUGAACCUGGUGGUGCUGUCCCAGCACCUGGGCAAGGCCCCCGAGGUCACCAAUCGUUACCUGUCCCAGCUUAAAGAUGCUCACAAAAACCAUCCCUUCAUCAAGGAGUACCAGGCCAAGGAGAACGACUUUGACCGCCUGGCCCUGCAAUAUGCACCCAGUGCCUGAGCCUGGAAAAUCCCUUUGGGACCCAAAAAAUCCCUCUGGCACCCAAAAAAUCCCCUUUAGGUCCCAAAAAAUUCCUUUGGGACCC
This is a messenger RNA of Pyrgilauda ruficollis (rufous-necked snowfinch), 1059 nucleotides long. RefSeq names its product COPI coat complex subunit epsilon (gene COPE). NCBI's taxonomy places the organism in Eukaryota, Metazoa, Chordata, Aves, Passeriformes, Passeridae. The record is from RefSeq and is a predicted model, not a curated record. Gene Ontology annotation, biological process: retrograde vesicle-mediated transport, Golgi to endoplasmic reticulum; intra-Golgi vesicle-mediated transport; endoplasmic reticulum to Golgi vesicle-mediated transport. Gene Ontology annotation, cellular component: COPI vesicle coat. The transcript has 9 exons. Gene Ontology annotation, molecular function: protein binding; structural molecule activity.